AUGCCAAAGGAGAGGCGGAGGUCGUUACGGGAGGCAGUGCUAGCCAGACCCAGGAUAAUCGACGGAUCAGCAAGGGAGCGCGAGGGAAACUUUAAAUCAGCACAGAUUUGUAAUGACCUGCAGGAGAUGGCGGAACAAAAUAGCUCCGCAGGUGGGCAAGUCGGAUUUCUCGCCAACGAUAAAGGCAUUUCACUGAGAGAAUGUCAGGUUCCUCAGGUAAUGAUUACCUCAGACGGUGAUGGAAGCCCACGGGAGAUGGAACAGGAUGAGAUGGACGAGGUGAAUGGAAGGCUCCGACGUAAACUCUCCAACUCCUCAAUUUCGUCGACGGGAUCAUCAACAGUGUUUGAGGAGUCGGAGGAUGACAUUCUCAGUGACAACGAGACUAAAACCAAGGGCAUCGUAACGUUAGAACAUUUGGAGGACACGGGAGAAAACAAACCCUGGUGGAAGCUGAAGACUGUCGUCCACUGGCCUCUGGUCGCAGCCCAGCGAAAACGUCUUUCCUGGGUCCAGUUAGCUGGCCAUAAAGGCAGUUUCAAAGCCGGGGACGAGGGCACCAUCCUGAAGAAGUUCUCGGAGAACGAAAAGCUGUGUUUCGAGCGACUGAAGGACGACGUGCUGUACGGCUUCGUGCCGAGGUACCAUGGCGUCGUGGAGCGGGACGGCGAGACCUUCCUGCAGAUGGCGGAUCUUCUGGCCACGUUCGACGGGCCGAACGUGAUGGAUUGCAAGAUGGGCGUCAGAACAUAUUUGGAAGAGGAGCUGGUGAGGGCAAGAGAAAGGCCAAAGAUGCGUAAGGACCUGUAUAAGAAGAUGAUGGAGGUGGAUAGUGAAGCGCCCACUCCAGACGAGCAGAGGCAGCAGGCUGUCACCAAACCACGCUACAUGCAGUGGAGGGAGAGCAUGAGCUCCACCAACACACUGGGCUUCCGUAUUGAAGGCAUUAAGAAAGCUGACGGAACCUGCCACACAGACUUCAAGAAGACGCGAUCAAAAGAGGAUGUUAUGCAGGUCCUCCAGGACUUCGUCGGAGGGAACGCAAACAUAAUUAAGUCUUAUGUGAAGAGGCUGGAAGACAUUCAACAAGCCCUGAGGACAUCAGAGUUCUUCAGGAACCAUGAGGUCAUCGGGAGUUCUUUGCUGUUCAUUCACGAUCACACUGGGAGAACUGAAGUUUGGCUCAUAGACUUCGGGAAGACCACCGCCCUGCCGGAGGGGCAGACCCUGGAUCACUUCCAGCCCUGGCAGGAAGGCAACCGUGAGGACGGCUACUUAUGGGGGCUUGAAAACCUUCUACACUUACUUGCCUCUCUGACCAGCGGGUGA
This is a messenger RNA of Chanos chanos (milkfish), 1329 nucleotides long. RefSeq names its product inositol-trisphosphate 3-kinase A (gene itpka). The record is from RefSeq and is a predicted model, not a curated record. Gene Ontology annotation, molecular function: inositol hexakisphosphate kinase activity. Bases 1 to 1329 code for a protein of 442 amino acids. Gene Ontology annotation, biological process: inositol phosphate biosynthetic process; phosphatidylinositol phosphate biosynthetic process. The transcript has 7 exons. Lineage: Eukaryota; Metazoa; Chordata; Actinopteri; Gonorynchiformes; Chanidae. Gene Ontology annotation, cellular component: cytoplasm; nucleus.